UAGGGCCUCGAUAAUACACACAAAUGGUGCAAAAAGACGGUUUCUUUGUUUGAUCAGCGACAAAAAACAGUUAGUGUUUCAAGGAGAUUUUAUUCUCACGUUCUGUCAGCGAAAAAGCAGCUCUCUUUAAUAUUUUAUCAACUUGGUUUUGUGAAAUCGGAUUUUUAUUUAGACUACGCGACCUGAUAAGUCCGUUUUGGAAAUUCAACUGGUGAGGUUGCUGUUGUCCGAAUUUCAAAACCAAUUUGUUGUUUUUUUCUUCCAAGGCGUUUGGUAAAACUCCUUUCGUAAGAGGUACCUUGCUAAUGGGGCCUUGAAAAAAAAACAACCACUUUGGUAUAAAAACGCCAAAAGUUUACCAUAAAGUAGCCGCUAGUUUUUCCUCUCGUCGGGACUGCAGCGGAACAAUACGCGACGCCACUGAUCAUUUUGAAGGAGAGAAAAAGAGUGUGUAUUUUGCUAAACGGCUACUAGUGUAGGCGUUUUACGCACGACGCACUGGGAGGCGAGCAGAAUAACCGUGUCUAGCUACAUAUUAAUCAAGUACUUGAUUUUAAUUCACUUAAUUGAGACAUAAACAGGAGAAGGAACCGCUCUUUAGCCGAAAGGCUAAUAGAUUGCAUGAAACCUACAAAUACGGUGAAAAGAAAUCGAUCCCCUGAGUGGAAAGACUUCACGUCAGCAGAUGCCACUUCGUGAAAGAAUUUCAAAGCCUGUCAUUUACCAGAUCAAGUUCCUCGUUUCAUCAGCUGCACAGUACUGCAAACCAUCUCGAGAUCGAGGACAAGAGUCGCGUUUUCACAUCUCUUAAAACACACAUCGGCUGAAAAAGGCGCAUUUGCCAAUCACAUCUAAGAAAGAAUCGAACAACGACAAUUUUUAGUUUUUUUGGGACUGCCCUACUUUAGAGCGGGCUGAAAUCUCAAAUAUUAGCCGUGCUUCUUUGUAAAGAAAGUCAUAACAGUGAAAACCUACGGAUUAACCGCAUCACGAAAGAACUGGGACGAAGGACAACAACAGUAAAGACACAACUCCAUCGAGUAAAUCGACUCCUUGGUUGAAUUUAUAUACUUUAUUCAGAUCAGCUUGCGUUGGAUCCCAAAACAACGAUGACGGAAUUGGAAAACAACGGGUCAAACCUCCCUACCAGUGCAGAGAUAUCUACGGCCGCGCAAGCUACCGGAGAAACGUAUUUUAGCCCCUCAUAUGAUGGGGCACUGAUUAUUCUAAGCGUUAUGAUAAUCGCCAUAAAUUUACUGGUGAUUUCACUGUUCUUUUACCGCGAAUAUCUACAGACAAAAACGAACAGUUUGCUCAUCAGUCUUGCCGUCUCCGAUCUACUAGCUGGUUUAUUGGGGAUCCCUCUGAUCGUCGCUUGUAACGCGGUUUUAAAAGCCGGAGUUUGUACAGCAGGAGCGCUGAUUUACCGCUUUAUAGCCGUCUCUACCAUGUACCACAUCCUUGUGGUGACUCUAGAAAGGUACAUCUAUGUGAUGUAUCCAAUGAAGUACAUUAACAUCGUGACGGCACCACGGGUGCUCAAAGCUAUCGCUGGCAUUUGGUUGUUCUCAAUUUUUAACUCGCUUAUCCAGUUGACUUGGGAAGAUCCAACACGAUUCUUCAAACCUCGCGAUUCAGUCUCUCAACAGUACGCACUUGCCUACACCAUCGUGGGAAUUGUCUUCUGUUUUUUUCUGCCUGCUCUGUUCAUGGCCAUCAGCUACGUGAGCAUGUUCAUGGUAAUUCACCGUCAGAUAAAGGAGAUCCGUGGCCUGUACAACACGCGCGCUACGGGCGCCAACAAUCAACGUGCUCCGAUUGCUACAGAAGCGCGCGCCCUGAUCAUCUUCGUGGCGAUGCUCUCAAUUUUCAUAAUUUGCUGGCUGACGUUUUAUGUCACCGGAUUUUUAAUUCUUCUCCCAGGGCUGCAUAUAGAGGCAAUACCAGAUGAGCUUUUUCCGAGGUCUUUGAUGGUGUUUUAAUUACAAGGCGUACUGCAAAGGAGAAACAAAACAAUGUUAAACUCUUUUAAAUGCUUUUUCAGUGAUGGCAGCUGGUUAUGUACUUUAUUAGUUUACGAUCUGAAAUGUUUGCCUCGAGUUCUGGGUAAAUACUGGAUUUUUGCCGACAAAAAUAUGAUUAAAAACCGUCCAUAAGAGGGCUCGCUUUAAAUAACAAUGAAAAACCACUUUCCAUUCUUUUAACGUUCCUAUUCAAUUCUUAGAAAGGAUGUGUACAUCCUCUAGGAAGAUUUCUCUCGAUAAAUAUUCCUUUGUGUUUUUCUUUUUGUCUUUGUAUUGAACGAAAGGAAAUUUGACAACAUUUCCGCUGUAACAAUUUACAUAAUAUUUAGAGGAAAACAAUACGCACACUGAUUAAAAUCAUAAGCUGCACAACCCUCAAGGACUUCAAUUCAUGACAUAGGAUUUCUCUUUGAAAUCUAACAAGUUUAAGUUUCAGUCAGAUUAUUUCAAAAUCUGAGGUUGAAUGGAAAAUCGGUCAACGCCCAAUGACAGUUUGAAAAUUCUUCAGCUGGUAUAUGUUUAUCGAAUGGAAUCAGUUUUUAUUUCAGUAAUAAAAAUCGUCGUAUCUACUAGUUCUAUAAGACAAAGGUUAAUGUUGCUUUAAAUACAUAAUUUAAAUUGUAAAAAUACAAUAGCGUGGGAUGUAUGGUUAGCUGACCAGCGUUUUUAAUAGCGCCUGGAGAAUUUUUUGUCAUCUUAAUUGUUAAUUUGCACGCGUCAGUGUUGAAAUUUCGUCCUCUGUAUACAAAAGAAUACCAUAGUUGAAGCGGGUUUUGAAGCUGGGUUUUAAUGGCUUGUAGUGACGAGAAAGUAAAAUAAAACAUUUAGGUAAAUAUAUUUACAACGACGUAAAGCAGUUGAGAGGUUUGCAAGUUUCCGAAGCGGGAUAUAAAUGAGAACACAC
Messenger RNA from Pocillopora verrucosa, 2928 nucleotides. RefSeq names its product histamine H2 receptor-like. Gene Ontology annotation, cellular component: membrane. NCBI's taxonomy places the organism in Eukaryota, Metazoa, Cnidaria, Anthozoa, Scleractinia, Pocilloporidae. Gene Ontology annotation, molecular function: G protein-coupled receptor activity. Gene Ontology annotation, biological process: G protein-coupled receptor signaling pathway. The record is from RefSeq and is a predicted model, not a curated record.